UGGCUGACGCCGUCGCGUUCGGGUGACGUGUGUACAAGCGUCCGGCUGUGGCGGCGGCGGCGGUGGCGGAGGAGGCGGCGGCGGCGGGUGGGAAAUGGCGGAGUAUUUGGCCUCCAUUUUCGGCACAGAAAAAGACAAAGUCAACUGUUCAUUUUAUUUCAAAAUUGGAGCUUGUCGUCAUGGAGACAGAUGUUCUCGGUUGCACAAUAAACCAACCUUUAGCCAGACCAUCUUGAUUCAAAACAUCUAUCGUAACCCCCAAAACAGUGCACAGACGGCUGACGGCUCACACUGUGCAGUGAGUGAUGUUGAAAUGCAAGAACACUAUGAUGAGUUUUUUGAGGAGGUUUUCACGGAAAUGGAAGAAAAGUAUGGUGAAGUUGAGGAGAUGAAUGUUUGUGAUAACCUGGGGGAUCAUCUUGUAGGAAAUGUCUAUGUAAAGUUUCGUCGUGAAGAAGAUGCAGAAAAGGCUGUCAUUGACUUAAACAAUCGCUGGUUUAAUGGACAGCCAAUUCAUGCAGAGCUUUCACCUGUGACUGACUUCAGAGAAGCUUGCUGUCGCCAAUAUGAAAUGGGAGAGUGUACUAGAGGAGGCUUCUGUAACUUUAUGCAUCUGAAACCCAUCUCUAGAGAACUACGGCGGGAGUUAUAUGGGCGUCGUCGUAAGAAGCAUAGGUCCCGAUCAAGAUCUCGUGAGCGUCGUUCUAGAUCAAGAGAUCGUGGGCGUGGCGGCGGAGGUGGUGGUGGUGGCGGCGGCGGCGGUGGCGGCGGAGGUGGUGGUGGUGGAAGGGAACGUGAUAGGAGGCGGUCAAGAGAUCGUGAAAGAUCUGGUCGAUUCUGAGCCAUGCCAUUUUUACUGUAUGUCUGCUAGAAAGUCUUGUAGUUGAUUGACCAAACAAAGUUCAUAAUGAGAAUUUUUUUCUAAAAAACAACAAAACAAAAAAAAAGAUGGGCUUCUGAAUAAAAUUUGUAGUGAUACAGUAUUCUUGGCGUAACUGUUUCUUGUGGGAAGUCUUAUUAAUUUUCAUUUCUUUACCUCGUCAAAUGCAUGAUUUGGCAGUGCUUGAGGUGAAGGUAAUACAGAUUCCCCGCUCUUUCAAUGUUUGGGGAUUGAUUAAAAAAAAACCUGAUUUGUGAACUUUAUAUGAAUAGAAAACUUAUUUGAAGAAACCAUAAACUGAACAAGUAACUAAACAAGCUUGAUGCAUAAAAAUUAACUUUUAUAAUAUUUCCUUUAUUGCUAUGCGAGUGUCAGGUUAAUUUAAACAGACCUGGAGACAUCCUUUUAUUUACUCUGUAGAAAUACUUAGCUAGAAACUUGAUUUGUGACCAGAAAUCUCUGCACUGUAAACUAGCAUAUUUACAGUAAAGCCAAUUUUUUUAGUAUAAAAUAUUGUCUUAAUGUAUCUUUAAUGGAAAUUGAUAGUGGUGUCUGUAUAUAAUUAUAGGUUUUUUUAAUGGUAUUUCAUGCAUAAUGCCCCAAAAUUAGAAUAGCUUCUAGAAGGUCAGUAUUAAGAUUAUUCCAAUGUUGAUAGUGUUUAAUAACAAUCCAUUAGACUAUUCUGCCGUGAUUGGCAUUCCACAAGACAAGUUAAAUUUUUAAAUUCAAGACUAAUAUACCUUUAAAGACUUCUGAAUCAAAAAUUGCCUACCUAAAAGUCCGAUUUAUUCAUAUUUAAUUUUUCUACUUUGUAAAAUGAUAUAAUGGUUGGUGGUUAUGCAUUUAAAAUUCUAUAAUUGUUCAUUGACUUCCAUCAGUUAAUAUACUAUUUAAAUGCUGGCAACUGAAAGUAUUUUUGUUUUCUCCCCUCUUCAGUGCAUAGCAGAACUAAGAUAAAGUUAAGAAUUAAAAACUUCAUUGAGGCUGGAAGUGGCAAUUGUCAAAGGCAAGCCCAGUACAUGUUUCUAAUUGAUUGACUAGAGAAGCAUUAGAGUUCCAGCAGAGGUGUUAUCCAAGCCUACUUUAUCAUAAUUGUUCUAUGUAAUGUAGGUGAACUCUUUAUUGUACAUAUAUUUAAAAAUCAGCCUUUUCACUGUAUAUGCAGUUCCCCCUGUUCAAUUUAGUUUUUAAAAAAUGCACAUUGCUGUGUUGGAGAGAGCACUCCUUUUCAAAAGCUAGUAAUUCAAUAAAUCUUUUAAAAGACCAUAUUCUCAGCCUAUAUUUUUGAUGUAAGUAACACUUAUGAAAUAUUGAUAAAAGUGAUCCAUUAAUUUCCAUUGAUUCUGACCCAAAUAUUGAUCUGUACAAAUAAGAUUUUGGAUCUUUUUGCUACAGAAAUCGCCAUGCCGGUGAUGGGGGAAAAGGGGAUUUAUGAAAAUUAAUUUUUAGUUACUAAACCAGGUAGCUUAGUUUGAUCAUUAUCUUCCCUCCCAAAUAAACAUGAAAUUACAAUAGCCAUUUAGAGAGGCAUUCUGAAGAAAGGUAGGGAAGUUGUACUUUGUAUUUCUUAACUUUUCCUGUGAACCUAGCUUAUAAUUAGUCUUAAAGCUUCUUUAAGCAAUUUCAAUUAGAAUUAAUAAUGAAGAUUCAGUUUACACUUAGUAAAAUUGAGGAAACCUACUCACUUCAUACCUCCCCCUCUGUGCCCCCAAUACAGGACUGGAAUAAGGAAGAAGAGGAAAGUUUUGUUCCAAAGAUGACAUCACACUGUGUUACUACUUCUGUUUGAGUAUACUAUGAUCUCAACUGGUGAAUAACAUUAAGUAAACUCAUGGAAUCAACUAUUGGAAGUAAAGUGAUAACUUUACUUGGGUCCAUGAAAUUUUUCUUUUUGAUUGGAAUUUAUCCCAAGUGGCUUCCCUUUUUUGCUUUAGGUUAAAAAGCCAAUUAUUUCUGUAAGAUGUUGCUUGUCCAUGAAUAUUAUACGAUGUAUGUUUAAAAGACUGUAAAACCAAAUGGAGAAAAGUUGUUGAAAAUAAAGGUUUUUUAAAUAAGGAA
Molecule: messenger RNA, 2938 nt
Organism: Monodelphis domestica (gray short-tailed opossum)
Lineage: Eukaryota; Metazoa; Chordata; Mammalia; Didelphimorphia; Didelphidae
Gene: U2AF1
Product: U2 small nuclear RNA auxiliary factor 1
Biological process (GO): mRNA splicing, via spliceosome
Cellular component (GO): U2AF complex
Molecular function (GO): RNA binding; metal ion binding
Source: RefSeq, a predicted model, not a curated record